AUGUCUACCACUACAACGACCAUCGAAGCAACGCCCGUUGCGCAGACGCAGACUCCUUCACAGGAAAAGCGCAACGAGCAGCAACAGCAGCAGCAGCAGCAGCAAAAGAAUGACGGCAGCUACCCAACCCAAAACCUCGCCGUCGCAACAGGCGGAUACAUCUUCCCCGGCAUCCCCAAGAUAUCAGACCCCUACAAGAAGCGCCAGUGGCAGCUCGAGCACAUGGCGGGGGCAUUCAGAGUCUUUGCGCGCAAGGGCUUCACCGAGGGCACAAGUGGACAUAUCAGCGUCCGUGACCCGGUUGAGCCGGAUACAUUUUGGAUUAACCCCCUCGGCAAGCAUUUCGGCAUGCUAAAAGCCAGCGACAUGGUGCACAUCAACGAAGCAGGCCAGGUCAUCGGCGGGAACAGGGUCGCCAUAAACGCAGCCGGGUUCGUGAUCCACAGCGCCAUCCACCGCGCACGGCCAGACAUCCACGCUGCGUGCCAUAUGCACUCGCCGAACGGCAAAGCAUGGUCUACAUUUGGCCGGCCUGUUGAUAUCAUCAACCAGGACUCGUGCAACUUCUACGGGACGCAGGCUGUGUAUACGGACUUCGGGGGCGUAGUUAUUGAGGAGGAGGAGGGGAGGAGGAUUACUGAUGCGCUUGGGGAGAAGGGACGGGUUAUGUUCUUGCAGAAUCAUGGGUUGCUCACGACGGGUGGGACGGUGGAUGAAGCUGCCUAUCUGUUUACUUGUCUUGAGAAGACUUGUGAGGUGCAGCUGAAGGUUGAGGCUGCCGGGUUGGAGAAGAAGUUUAUUAGCAAGGAGGCUGCGGAGUUUACGGCGAAGGCGAAUGCGGAUCCGGAAACGCUGUAUACUGAGUUCCAGCCGGACUUUGAGUAUGAGAUUUGGAAGGCCAAGGGGGAGUUGUGCAAGGGGGAGUAA
Molecule: messenger RNA, 927 nt
Organism: Aspergillus puulaauensis
Lineage: Eukaryota; Fungi; Ascomycota; Eurotiomycetes; Eurotiales; Aspergillaceae
Exons: 3
Coding region: 1-927 (308 amino acids)
Cellular component (GO): cytoskeleton
Molecular function (GO): actin filament binding
Source: RefSeq, a predicted model, not a curated record